This is a messenger RNA of Diversispora eburnea, 729 nucleotides long. The record is from the annotation of a GenBank genome assembly. NCBI's taxonomy places the organism in Eukaryota, Fungi, Glomeromycota, Glomeromycetes, Diversisporales, Diversisporaceae.
AUGGUGAGGUUUGGAGACUUUAAUAGAAUCUGUGAGACAGUUGCUCUUACUGUGUGUCCUUUAGUGGGUGCAGAGGAAGGUCGUAAGGAAAUUGUCAUGUUCUUUUAUUUGUAUAUGAUGGUCACCACUAUAGAGUUAUUCCUUGUUUCCGGAAUUGUUCCUACAGCAUCUACUCCAUAUCCCUAUUUCGUCGCUGCACAUGUUGGUCUUAUCACUGCCACAUUCUGGUGUUUAUUAUUAAAUGGAUUCGUAGGAUUUCAAUUUGCCGAAGAUGGUACACCGUUAUCACUUUGGGGAAUGGCCGGAUUUGAUCCUUUACGUCCGGUAGCACUUUGGAUUGUAUUAUAUAUAUUCAACGGUGCAGCUUUAUCAAUCUAUGUAGUUCUUCAGAUUGUUCUUGUACUUAACACACUCGAUGAUCGUUGGCCACUUGGUGAUAUUUUGUUCGGUAUCGCAUUUUAUGUUAUUGGACAAGCUAUUCUUUAUAUCUUCUCCGUUCGCAUCUGUGAUACGGCAAAACAUUACAUUGAUGGUCUCUUCUUUGGAACAAUUUGUACACUUUUGGCUGUGAUGAUGGUUUAUAAAUAUUGGGAUUCCAUUACCAAAGAAGAUCUCGAAUUCUCUGUUGGUAGCAAACAAAAUGUAUGGGAAGUUAGAGAAUUAUUAGGAGAAGAAGAAUACUCAAAUCAAGGUGGUUAUGAAUUAAUACUACAAAAAUUAGGUGAAUGA